GGCGGCCCCUUUCUUCUACAAUUAACUCCAUCCUACACAAAGAAUUGCUCUUCCUCCUUUGCUUUCUUCAAUCGAUCUGCAGACAGUUCGCGGUGUCCGUGCUUCCUGUUGCUGAUACCACUAGAAGAUCAGAGGAGCAAACUUACUAGAUUAAUAAACAUGAAUGUAGACCAUGAAAUUAGUGUCUUGGUGGAGCAGAUCCAUCGUCUUGGCAAAAGAGAUCAGGAUGGGAAAGUGAAAGUAACGUUUGGUGUAUUAUUUCAUGAUGAACAAUGCGCCAAUCUAUUUGAAGCCAUGGUUGGAACCUUGAAAGCUGCCAAACGCAAGAAGAUUUUGGCAUAUGACGGAGAGCUGCUUUUACAAGGGGUGCAUGACAAAACGGACAUUGUGCUGCUUCAGGAGUAAUCUGGAUUAUGGAUAUCAUUUUGGCUGCAAAAAAAGAGAACUAUUUUCCUCAGCAAACCUGUGCACAAUCAAGACAACAAAUGUGAUAUUUUUUUAUAUGGGACAUUCAUGAUAAUGUUUUUGUUUGG
This is a messenger RNA of Nanorana parkeri, 533 nucleotides long. It is a transcript of the gene ABRACL, whose product is annotated as ABRA C-terminal like. The coding region runs from base 160 to 405 and encodes 81 amino acids. Gene Ontology annotation, biological process: regulation of actin filament-based process. The transcript is spliced from 3 exons. The record is from RefSeq and is a predicted model, not a curated record. Lineage: Eukaryota; Metazoa; Chordata; Amphibia; Anura; Dicroglossidae.